GUGCCCCGUGAUCAUGAGUGAGACCACCAGAAACACCUUGGAGAGUUGUCUGCGGCAACUUAAAUGCCAUUUCACGUGGAACUUGGUGGAGGGAGGAAAGUCGUUGGAUGACUUUGAAGACGAGGUAUGUAACACGACGGAGUUCCAGAACAACGAAUUCAAAGCCACGGUGUUCAACAUACUGGCCUACAUAAAACACCGCAGAGGCCACGAUGAGGCUGCCCUGGGGUGCCUACAGAGGGCUGAGGAGCUGAUCCAGCGGGAGCACGCGGAGCAGGCAGACAUCAGAAGUCUGGUCACCUGGGGAAACUACGCCUGGGUCUACUACCACCUGGGCAGACCCGCAGACGCUCAGAUGUAUGUGGACAAGGUGCGACGGGUAUGCGAGAAGUUCCGCAGCCCCUACAGAAUCGAGAGUCCUGAGAUGGACUGUGAGGAGGGGUGGGCCCGGUUACAGUGUGGAGGAAAGCACAACGAGAGGGCCAAGGUGUGCUUUGAGAAGGCUCUGGAAAGGAAUCCCCAGAACGCAGAAUUCAGCUCUGGCCUGGCCAUCGCGAGCUACCGUCUGGACACCUGGCCGCUGCCUCAGGAUCCCGUCGACCCUCUGAGGCGGGCCAUUCAGCUGAAUCCUGACAACCGGUAUGCGAAAGUGCUCUUGGCUCUGAAACUUCAGGGGAUGAAGGAAGAAGGUGAAGGAGAGAGGCUUGUGGAGGAAGCUUUGGAGGGGGCCCCGUGUGCAACCGACGUGCUUUGUGGAGCAGCGAAGCUGUUUAAAAGAAAAGGAGCCCUAGACAAAGCUAUCGAACUGCUUCUAAAGGCUCUAGAAGGCAUGCCCAACAAUGCCUAUCUGCAUUACUACACUGGGUGCUGCUACAGGGCAAAAGUCCUCGAUAUCCUACAGGACACAGGAAAGAAUGGCAUGUCCUGGAGAAGAGAAAAGUUACAGGAAGCCAUUGAGCAAGCUGUGUAUCAUUUGAAGAGAGUGGAGGAGGCCGAUGCAAACCACCCCUGUGUCUGCUCCUAUCUGGCCUGCCUCUAUGCACAAGCAGGUCAGUACGACGAAGCAGAGUGCUACUUCCAAAAGGAAUUCUGCAAAGAGCUUUCUCCCGUAGCCAAACAAGUCCUCCACCUGCGCUAUGGCAACUUCCAGCUCUACCAGCUGAAGAGCGAGGACAGAGCCAUCCACCAUUUCAUACAGGGUGUGAAAAUAAAGCAGGACUCAAAGGAGACAGAAAAGAUGAAAAAUAAGCUGCAAAAAAUUGCCAGUGUCAGGCUUUCUAAAAACGGGGCGGAUUCUGUCGCUUUGCACCUCUUGGAGUUUCUUCAGGAGCUGGGUACAGAGAUGCGGCCAGCAGAGGAAAAGUCGGAGAGGCAUUUGGAUUCCGGAAGCUUCCUCCCUUCAGCAUCUUCCCCUGAGGAAUGA
Molecule: messenger RNA, 1423 nt
Organism: Puma concolor (puma)
Lineage: Eukaryota; Metazoa; Chordata; Mammalia; Carnivora; Felidae
Gene: IFIT2
Product: interferon induced protein with tetratricopeptide repeats 2
Biological process (GO): defense response to virus
Cellular component (GO): cytosol
Molecular function (GO): protein binding
Source: RefSeq, a predicted model, not a curated record